AUGGGCUUUGAAACUCGAUACUUGUCCGGGAUCCUUGAUAACAGACUGCCCAACCCCUUGACGAAAGCGCCGACGGGCCAGGACGACGCAAAGAGAGCCAACCAGAGUCAACCAGAAAAAUCCAGACCCUCACGGAAAGCUGGACACUUGCAGGAUAAGGCAUCCAGGCACUUUCAGACGGAGCCAGACACUUCAAGACGGAGCCAGACACUUCAAGACGGAGCCAGACACUUCAAGACGGAGCCAGACACUUCAAGACGGAGCCAGACACUUCAAGACGGAGCCAGACACUUCAAGACGGAGCCAGACACUUCAAGACGGAGCCAGACACUUCGAGACGGAGCCAGACACUUCGAAACAGAGCCAGGCACUUCGAGACAGAGCCAGACACUUCAAGACGGACCAGACACUUCAAGACGGAGCCAGACACUUCGAGACGGAGCCAGACACUUCGAGACGGAGCCAGACACUUCGAGACGGAACCAGACACUUCGAGACGGAGCCAGACACUUCGAGACGGAGCCAGACACUUCGAGACGGAGCCAGACACUUCGAGACGGAGCCAGACACUUCAAGACGGAUCCAGACACUUCGAGACGGAGCCAGACACUUCAAGACGGAGCCAGACACUUCGAGACGGAGCCAGACACUUCGAGACGGAGCCAGACACUUCGAGACGGAGCCAGACACUUCGAGACGGAGCCAGACACUUCAAGACGGAUCCAGACACUUCGAGACGUAGCCAGACACUUCGAGACGGAGCCAGACACUUCAAGACGGAGCCAGACACUUCGAGACGGAGCCAGACACUUCAAGACGGAGCCAGACACUUCGAGACGGAGCCAGACGGGGGCACGAGAGCCAGGUGUCUCCGCGUGA
This is a messenger RNA of Penaeus monodon (black tiger shrimp), 879 nucleotides long. RefSeq lists its product as uncharacterized. NCBI's taxonomy places the organism in Eukaryota, Metazoa, Arthropoda, Malacostraca, Decapoda, Penaeidae. The record is from RefSeq and is a predicted model, not a curated record. The transcript has 3 exons. Bases 1 to 879 code for a protein of 292 amino acids.